Messenger RNA from Yarrowia lipolytica CLIB122, 561 nucleotides. RefSeq lists its product as uncharacterized. Lineage: Eukaryota; Fungi; Ascomycota; Dipodascomycetes; Dipodascales. Gene Ontology annotation, biological process: DNA replication; DNA strand elongation involved in mitotic DNA replication. Gene Ontology annotation, cellular component: GINS complex. The record is from RefSeq and is a predicted model, not a curated record.
AUGCUGGGAGACACGGCCCUCAAACUGGUGCACGAUUCGCGCCGAACUGCUGCCCUUGAUUUGCUUCCAGCGUAUCAGGAAGAGCUGGUUCGUGGUGUGUGCCGAGAAAUUCGCCAACUGGAUGCCUCCAUCAACAAGACACAGGAUGAACCGGGAUACGACCCACAAGAUCGAGUGGCCCAUUGCAACCUCCUGGUACAGCAUCUCGCCAUGCGACGAGACAAACGCUGCUUGUUGGCAUAUCAAUUCACGCGUGCCCGGCGUAUGAAUGAAGCCGCAUGGAAACAGACGGAGGAACCAAACCUCAACGGUAAUGAGCAGGAGUACAUGAAGGCGUAUGAGGAUCUCAUUGUUGACAUCAAGGGCCCGUACACCGAUAUCGAUCUGACAGGAUCAUUGGAGCCUCCCAACGAUGUGUUCAUUGAUGUUAGAGUGUUGCAAAGCGUGGGCGAGGUACAAACUGAAUACGGAGUGUUCAACCUUGAGAAAGAUUCGCAAUUUUUUGUUCGGCGAAGUGAUGUCCAGACAUUGUUACUUCAGGGCUACUUGAAAGAGAUUUAG